Messenger RNA from Sander lucioperca (pikeperch), 1506 nucleotides. RefSeq names its product neuropeptide FF receptor 2-like. Gene Ontology annotation, cellular component: membrane. Gene Ontology annotation, biological process: G protein-coupled receptor signaling pathway; regulation of MAPK cascade; regulation of adenylate cyclase activity. The coding region runs from base 187 to 1506 and encodes 439 amino acids. The record is from RefSeq and is a predicted model, not a curated record. Lineage: Eukaryota; Metazoa; Chordata; Actinopteri; Perciformes; Percidae. The transcript has 3 exons. Gene Ontology annotation, molecular function: peptide binding; opioid receptor binding; neuropeptide receptor activity.
GCACUCCCACUGGGAGGAUAUGUGUAGUGGUGUUCUGCUUUAUAAUUGGUUGAUUUUGUUAACGGAGGACAUGGGACAUUUAACCCAUAUCACAUGCACUAACAUGGCGAGCACAUAUUAGGUUAUCCGUGCAACAUACCUCUGCCUGUCUCUAUUUCUCUGUCGCUCUCAGACCCAGAUCUCACCAUGACCCAGAAUCUAGUUCUCAACACCACCUGGGAGGGCUUCAAUCUUUCCAAUUCCUCAAGAUUGCAGGAAAACCCUUUGACCCACCAGAACAUCACGUAUGUUGACUUCUACCUCCACAAGCCCUCUGUGGCUGCGGUCUUCACCGUCUCCUACCUGCUCAUCUUCCUGGUGUGCAUGGUGGGCAACGGGGUGGUGUGUUUCACCGUGCUGCGCAGCAAGAACAUGCGCACGGUCACCAACCUGUUUAUUCUCAACCUCGCCAUCAGUGACCUGCUGGUUGGCAUCUUUUGCAUGCCAACCACACUGGUGGACAACAUCAUAACAGGAUGGCCAUUUGGUAGCGUAGUGUGUAAGCUAAGCGGUAUGGUUCAAGGGAUAUCCGUGUCAGCCUCUGUGUUCACUCUCGUGGCAAUAGCUGUUGACAGGUUCCGCUGCAUUGUCUACCCUUUCAAGCAGAAGCUUACCAUCCCCACUUCAAAGUUAAUUAUCGUCAUCAUAUGGGUCCUCGCUGUGUCCAUCAUGUGUCCCUCUGGGGUCAUGCUACAUGUCACAAAGGAGCAGAGGGUGCGAAUAAUCCUUGGCAACAACGACAGCCGUCCCUUUUACUGGUGCCGGGAAAAUUGGCCCAAUCAGGAGAUGCGGAAAAUCUACACCACUGUUCUCUUUGUUAACAUCUACCUCGCUCCUCUCAGCCUUAUCGUCAUCAUGUACGCCCGCAUUGGCUUCACCCUCUCCAAGACUGCUAUUUCUCAGGUGAGGGGCGGUGGAAGCGUGUCGGAAGAGGGCGGUGGAAGUGGCAAAUCUAGAACGGAGGGGCGUCACACAAUUUCGAAGAAGAAGAAUCGGGUGAUAAUGAUGCUGCUGGUUGUGGCUCUGCUCUUCAUCUUAUCCUGGCUUCCGCUGUGGACGCUGAUGAUGCUGAGCGACUACACCAGCCUGACAGAGCACCAGUAUCGUGUCAUUAACAUCUACGUGUAUCCCUUAGCUCACUGGUUGGCCUUCUUCAACAGCAGCAUCAACCCCAUCAUCUAUGGGUUCUUCAACCAGAACUUUCGCAGAGGCUUUCAGGCUGCCUUCAAAUUCCAGCUGUGCUCUGAGUGCAUUGGGUGCCAGAAUACCUACUCCCAUCAGAUCCGAGGGAACGCUGUACUCCCAGUCCAGCCUGCUGUCCUCAGCAGAUCGGGCUCAGGGGUCAGACUAGUGUUAAUGGAGAAUGGGACACGCUCACGUCAGGAAAGAGGGAGCUUGGCUGCUAGAAGUCAUAUCAAAGAACAGGACCUGAUCAUGGAGGACCUGGAAAAGGAGUCCCAGAUUUAG